AUGGUGAAAGAAACGAUACAGCGAGAAUGGUUAUCAGGGGUGCUUGAUGGAGUUGUCGAUGUCAAGAGUGGAAGAGGAAAUGACGGCAUCAGUGAUUCUGGUGCUCCCUAUUGUGAGAAGGUCACAAACUUGGAAAGUCGCACUAUCAAGGAAAUGACAAUGUCAUCCAUAAAGAGUGCGAUGUGGACUGAGGCAGAGAGACUGUGGGCGCUCGGUAAUGCAAACGUCAUUGACUUCUUACGCAGUGUUUCGCGCGAAAGAUAUUUAAGAUUCUCAUACGAGGACCUCGUGACAAGACCAAGGGCAGUUUCAGAGAACUUAUGCACUCUCAUCGGAAUUCCACAUGAACUAAUCAUGACUACGCCAUACACGGCAACAAACGUAGCCACGUUUGCGCCAGUGACAGAGGGUGGUCUUGGAGCGGGCGAUCCACACAUGCUCAAACGUUGCAGCAUCGACCCAAAGCUUGCAGAUGCAUGGAGAGACGCUGAAUCGCCAAUGACGCUUGCACAAUUUACAUCGCAUGUUGCAAAACGAUUAGGAUAUCGUCUACCGGGAUGGAAGGAGCCCACGCUUCAAGUUGGGACUGCACCUGAGAUUGUUAGGCUGAACGACAAAACAACAUGUCCAGUAAUUUUGUUCGCACAUGAUUUAUCUGGGGAAGUAACAAAAGCAGCUCCGCUCGCUAAAAAAUUGUCAUGUGCUGCAUUCGGAUUUCGCGUUGCUCCAUUCCGAGAAAAAGGAUCAGGUGACCAUUCUGGCGUGCCUUCGUGUACAUUACUACAAGUCCCUGACCUACCAUCACUUGCUGCGUAUUACAGACAUCUAGCCGCCGUGUCAUUAGGGUUGGAAUCUGGGGAUGAUGUUGUGUAUGCCGGAGUUGGCCAAUUUGGGCGGUCGUUAGCUACACAGAUGGCAGCGCAGCAACAAAGGGCGAACACAAUUCAUAUCGAGGACAGGAAAUAUUUGCUGCGAAACCAAAAUUCUCGGUCUUGGGAUGCAACCAAAGAACGUGGCUGUGACUCGUGUGCGGCGGGAUUGCUCUUGUUGCCUGAAGAUGACUACAACAUCAGUAGAGUCCCGGCUGACAUCCGUGCACUGUAUGAUGUGGUGCAAAAUGAGAUUAAUAUGCAUGAUAUAUCGGAUAAUAGUUAUGCAUCUCGCAUUAGCACACUGACGCUUACAAAAUUUGAAAAUGGAUUAGUAGCUGCUGGUGGCCGAGGCUCCCCCGAAGCAACACUCGCAUACGCCGAAUCAUUUCGAUAUGCCGAUAAAAACCUAGAGUCGUGCAAAAAAAGUGGUCAUGCGAAUACAGCAUGUGCCACAUGGGAUGAUCGUGUGCACCGUGCAUUGUGUGUUGCUCGACGUGGGGCUGCACUACUGGCUACGGAUGAUAGGUUAAGCGAUUUCGACGGGGAGACAAUCGACAUGACUGGGGAGCGUCGUCUGACAAAUAUGAGAUCAGCAGAGCUUGCAGAAGCAGUGAGCGCAAGGCUAUUUACUAGACAAGUCAAGAAAAAAUAAAUCUCGAGUGCUCGGCUGGAGAUCAUUGAAGUAUACACUACACUAAACUCU
Molecule: messenger RNA, 1575 nt
Organism: Micromonas pusilla CCMP1545
Lineage: Eukaryota; Viridiplantae; Chlorophyta; Mamiellophyceae; Mamiellales; Mamiellaceae
Exons: 1
Coding region: 1-1524 (507 amino acids)
Source: RefSeq, a predicted model, not a curated record